AAUUUACUCUUUUCUCCCACAAUUUCUCCUUCCAAAUUCUCUUUGAUUCUUGUUGGUCUUCUCCGAUUAGAUCUUUGAAUCUGUUUCUCUCCUCUCCGGGAACCGGUGGUGGUUUCAUCAUGUGUCUUUUUGAUUUUCCGGCAAUCCUUACUAGGGUUGUGUGUUUGGCAGGUGGGAAGCUGACGAAGAACAUUUCAUUCAGCAGUCCUCUAGCUACUAAUGGUACGAGAAAAAGAUAUCUGCUGGGAAUACGCAGAGAAACUAGAUGUAAAGGGGUCAAUCCUUGUGCCAAGGUUAGGGACGAUGUUACUGAUCGAGUCCGUUCCAUUUUAUCUGCCAAGGAUGACCCCAAAGAUGCCUCAAUCACCAACAACAAGUACAAGCCUCCACCACCACCACCUUUAUCUCCUCUUCCCUCUGAUGCUGCGUCCAAACUACUCUUUCCCUCUUCUCCAAAUGCGCAGGAGAUUGCCGAGAGGAGUAUUUCUCUUUUCUUCUUUGAGAACAAGAUCGACUUUGGUGUUGCCCGCUCACCCUCUUAUCACCAUAUGCUCGAUGCCGUUGCCAAGUGUGGUCCUGGAUUUGUUCCUCCUUGUGCUCUCUCUCUCAAGACUCAAUUGCUGGACUCUGUUAAAUCAGAAAUUCGUUUACAACUGAAAGACACUGAAAAGGAGUGGGUCACCACGGGCUGUACUCUCAUCGCUGAGGCAUGGACCGACAACAAAUCACGAGCACUGAUCAACUUCUCCGUCUCAUCGCCUUCCAGAAUCUUUUUUCACAAGUCUGUGGACGCCUCCUCAUAUUUCAAGAACACAAAAUGCCUUGCUGAUCUCUUUGAUUCUAUCAUCCAAGAUAUUGGUCAGGAGCAUAUUGUGCAAAUCAUUAUGGACAACAGCUUCAGCUACACUGGUAUCUCAAACCAUAUCUUGCAAAACUAUGCAACCAUUUUCGUCUCCCCUUGUGCAUCUCAGUGUUUGAACAUGAUAUUAGAAGAAUUCUCCAAGGUAGAUUGGGUCAACCAAUGUAUAUCGCAAGCGCAGGUAAUAUCUAAGUUUGUGUACAACAAUAGCCCCGUGCUAGAUUUAAUGAGAAAGUUAACAGGUGGGCAAGAUAUUAUCAGAAGUGGUGUCACAAAGUCUGUCUCCAAUUUUCUAUCAUUACAGUCAAUGAUGAAACAAAAAGCAAGGCUAAAACAUAUGUUCAAUAGCCCAGAGUAUACCACAAAUCCUAAUAAACCACAGAGCAUGUCAUGCGUGAAUAUCUUAGAGGAUAAUGAUUUCUGGAGAGCUGUGGAAGAAAGUGUGGCUAUUUCCGAGCCUAUCCUGAAAGUGUUGAGGGAAGUUUCUAGUGGAAAGCCCGCUGUAGGUUCUAUAUACGAGUUAAUGUCCAAGGCGAAGGAGUCAAUACGGACAUACUACAUCAUGGAUGAGAAUAAGCAUAAGGUCUUUUCUGACAUAGUCGAUACAAAGUGGUGUGACCAUUUGCAUUCACCUCUUCAUGCAGCAGCAGCAUUCUUGAAUCCCAGUAUACAGUAUAACCCAGAGAUAAAGUUCCUCUCUUCCUUAAAAGAAGAUUUUUUCAAAGUGUUGGAGAAACUUCUCCCCACUAGCGAUUUACGGCGUGAUAUUACAAAUCAGAUAUUCACUUUCACUAGGGCAAAGGGAAUGUUCGGCUGUAACCUGGCGAUGGAGGCGAGGGAUUCAGUUUCACCAGGUCUCUGGUGGGAGCAGUUUGGUGACUCAGCACCUGUUUUGCAGCGGGUGGCCAUCAGGAUACUGAGCCAAGUUUGCAGUGGUUACAACUUGGAACGCCAAUGGAGCACAUUCCAGCAGAUGCACUGGGAAAGGCGAAAUAAGAUUGACAGAGAAAUAUUGAACAACUUGGCGUACGUGAAUCAGAAUCUAAAGUUAGGGAGAAUGAUAACCGUGGAGAUAGACCCGAUUGCCCUGGAGGACAUUGACAUGAUGUCGGAGUGGGUGGAAGAGGCAGAGAAUCCCAGCCCUGCCCAGUGGCUUGACCGUUUUGGGUCCGCCCUUGAUGGAGGAGACUUGAACACCAGGCAGUUUGGCGGUGCUAUUUUCAGUGCCAACGACCAUAACAUCUUCGGCUUGUGAAGUCUGGUAAGAGGUUUUCAUGAGUUGGUCCAGCGUUGUCGGACGUUAGAUUUAUCUUUUGGAUCGAGAUUGCUGAGUGUUUAACCACACCUCGGUUCGCUAUAUUGUACAUAAUGUUUUGUAAUAAAGUUAAAGUAAUUAU
Arabidopsis arenosa is the source of this 2256-nucleotide messenger RNA. The record is from the annotation of a GenBank genome assembly. NCBI's taxonomy places the organism in Eukaryota, Viridiplantae, Streptophyta, Magnoliopsida, Brassicales, Brassicaceae.